Messenger RNA from Trachymyrmex cornetzi, 483 nucleotides. Its product is annotated as putative nuclease HARBI1. The coding region runs from base 29 to 469 and encodes 146 amino acids. Lineage: Eukaryota; Metazoa; Arthropoda; Insecta; Hymenoptera; Formicidae. The record is from RefSeq and is a predicted model, not a curated record. The transcript is spliced from 2 exons.
UUGGAGUGCUUCUGCUGCUCGUGCUGUGAUGGAACGCGCAUAUCAUCGCGGCGAAAGAAGAACAUAUCUCAUUGGUGACUCGGGAUAUCCAUUAGAACCUUGGCUAUUAACUCCUUUGCCUCGUGAGCCUGAAGGAACUCCACGAUUCUUCUACAAUCGAACAUUAUGUAGUGCAAGAAAUUGCGUGGAACGAUUGUUUGGAGUACUUAAAAGCACGUGGAGAUGCCUUUCCAAACAUAGAGUUCUGCAAUAUGAGCCUGGUUUUGCAGGAAGAAUUGUUAAUGCAUGUGCAGUUUUACACAAUAUGCGCAUUGCUAACGGUAUACUUGACGACGAUCCAUUUGAAGAUUACGUGAAUGGAGAAGAUGUACCCGAUAUUCAUAUCGACGAUGAUAAUAAUAAUCUGCAACCACUUGCACUCGCUCGUCGAAUUCAAGAUCGCCUUAUUGCGGAAAGGUUUGGAAGAUAAUACACGUAAUUUAU